This is a messenger RNA of Juglans regia (Persian walnut), 1532 nucleotides long. RefSeq names its product protein trichome birefringence-like 31. The transcript has 4 exons. Gene Ontology annotation, cellular component: Golgi apparatus. Gene Ontology annotation, molecular function: O-acetyltransferase activity. The record is from RefSeq and is a predicted model, not a curated record. NCBI's taxonomy places the organism in Eukaryota, Viridiplantae, Streptophyta, Magnoliopsida, Fagales, Juglandaceae. Bases 167 to 1423 code for a protein of 418 amino acids.
CAGCUAGCACAGAGGUCAGGAAUAGAUAAGGGAUGGGUGUAGUAGACUAAGGGUUUAGCUGGAGAUAUGAGGAUCGAGGAGCUUUGGAGCCAUAAAGGAGAGGCUGCCCAAAGUAUAUCUAUACGCUCUGAUCUUCAGCGUAACUGAAACAGAAUUUACAGCAUUAAUGGGGAUUAUUUCCACCAUAAAUGAAAAAUGGAGGUUCUGCAUAUUUGCAUGCUUCGUAGGCUCCAUCAUCCUGCUUUACUGUCUGAAUCAUGACCAGGACGGCGUAAACCUUUCGGCUUCCGGAAACAUUGCCAUAACCAUGACAUCGUCCGACGACUCGAAUCAACAUCCAGCAGCUGACAUGCAGUUCUUGCAACGAUCGAACAUAACAGAAAAUGGAACAAACGAAAACGAGAAGGAAGAUAGCUGCAAUAUCUUUGAUGGUAAAUGGGUUUAUGACCCAACGACAAGUCCUCUGUAUCAUGGAUCACAUUGUCCAUUUCUUAGUGACCAAGUUAGUUGCCAAAGGAAUGGCAGGCCAGAUUUUGAAUACGAAAAUUGGAGCUGGGAAGCCAAGAGGUGUCAGAUUCCAAGGUUUAAUGGUACAAACAUGUUAGAGAGACUUAAAGGGAAGAGAUUGAUUAUAGUUGGGGACUCCAUCAACAGAAAUCAAUUUGAAUCUCUAGUUUGCCUUCUUUACUCUGCUAUUCGUUCCCCGCAAGCUGACGUUGAUAUGAAGGGACGCUCCAAGUUUUUUAGAGCGAAGGAGUACAAUUGUUCUGUGGAGUUCUAUUGGAGCCCUUUUCUUGUGAAAUUGAAACGAAAGCAAGAACUUGGUGGCCGAAUUCUAAGGCUAGACAAACUUUCUGACUGGGAAAGGAGCUGUCGUGGUGCUAAUAUUAUGCUAUUUAACAGUGGUCAUUGGUGGCUUCAAGGUGGGAGUUUCAAAAGGUGGGACUUGUUUCUGUAUAAGGGAAAGGUGGUGGAGGAGAUGGAGAUCCAAUCCGCAUUUGGGAAGGCAAUGAAGACCUGGUCUCGUUGGAUUGAUCGCAACGUAGACAAGACCACUACAAAGGUUUUUUUCCGAAGCUUCUCACCAGCACACCUUGGGAAGGAAUGGUGCUACAAUCAAACCCAACCAAUCAAGGAUGAGUCCUAUGUAGCAAAAGUUCCCAGUCCGAUUGAAGAGAUCAUUGAGAAAACAAUUGGACGCAUGAGGACACCGGUGAGGUACUUGAACAUCACAAAACUAACUCAGUAUCGAAAAGAUGCGCAUACAUCAGUUUACACAAUAAGGCAAGGGAAGCUUCUUACGGCAAUGCAACGAAGACAACCAGAGUCCUAUGCUGAUUGCAGCCACUGGUGUUUGCCUGGAGUUCCGGAUACAUGGAACAGACUGUUGUAUGCAUCUCUGGUCAUGGACAUUCUCCAAUGACACAUUUACUUUUUAACUUCUGUUUCUUUGGUUUACAAAACUUAAAUUCAGAAUGCUGCCCAAUUGAGAAUGAGGUUUGGUGAGAAUUUAGAUCAAGAACUUCGUUCUA